Polychytrium aggregatum is the source of this 2288-nucleotide messenger RNA. RefSeq names its product armadillo-type protein. The transcript has 10 exons. Lineage: Eukaryota; Fungi; Chytridiomycota; Chytridiomycetes; Polychytriales. The record is from RefSeq and is a predicted model, not a curated record. Bases 47 to 2032 code for a protein of 661 amino acids. Gene Ontology annotation, biological process: ribosomal large subunit biogenesis; protein import into nucleus.
AUCGCAGCAAUCUCACCCAGAGCACACCGACAGACGAUCGCCGAGCAUGGGCAAGCACAAGAACAGAAAGCGAUUUGGGCGGCCGCGGGCCACGCCCGUUGCGCCGUCCGACCAGCAGAUCGCAUCGGACGACACCAUGGCAACCCAUGUCAACCCGCAGGAUGUUGCCCCGAUCCUCAAGAAACUCAACCGACACGACAAAUCGGACGAGCGGUCGUGGGCUGCUGCCGCCAUCUCGAACCUGGUUCAGGACCCUGCCACCCUCAAAGUCCUGCUGUCGGGGGGUUUGGUCUCGGCCCUCAUCGGAGCCCUGAGUGACCCUCAUCGCGAAGUCGUUGUCGAGGUUACCGGUGCCUUGAGGAACCUGGCCGUCGUUGGUGGCGAUGAUGUCUGCAAAGAAAUGGUGCGCAAGGAUAUCUUGACACCACUACUGGCCCAGAUUCCUUUGCUCUCCGAGUUUCUGACUCGAAUCGUCACCAAGGCCCCCUCGGAAGGACCCGAGGACGAUGUCAACCGAAAAACCACGAUCGACUGCUCUGAACAGGUCAUCUCGCUGGUAUGGUCGCUAUGCGAAUCGUCGGACGUUGCCGUCAACCGCGUCACCCAAAAGUCGACCCUUGGCUUCCUCAUGGAGAUUUUGAACCCGGAACACGACUUCAUCCCGAGCCUGGUCCAGGCUGCGGGCCAGUGCCUGAACACCAUCACGGAGGAGAACCAGCCCUGCCACAUGGCGUUCCAGGCCAAUCCGCGAUUCUGCGAUCUCCUUGCUGCCAUUGCCAACGGCGACAUUGAACACUUCAACAAUUGGGACGAAAACAGGAUACAGAUCCGGGUGCUGGCUGGCAGCAUUCUGUACAAUGUGCGCGAUGCUAUCAAGGUGCAGCCCCUCGAUCUCUGCAAGCAGAUAUUCCCGGCCAUCUCCACGACGCUCGACUAUGAUGUCAACCGCGCGAUCGAGUUGGCCUGCAAGGCGUCGACAGAGAUCCUGAGCGGCGAGGUCCCCGAAGAAUCGGGCAAAUACGUCCGUCUUUCGUCCAAGAACGAGAAUUUGAUGGUUCUGCUGGAGGCCCAUGUUGCCACUGUUCAGCUGGGAUUGGAGCUGCUCGCCAAUAUCUGCGCCGACGAUAUCCCGGAAGAGGAGAACUGGGAAGAGAUGGACGCUGCCGAGGAGGAAAACGACGAGGUCGAGCUCGACGAGGAUCUACAGGACGUCAUUGCUUCUGAAUCGCAACCGGCCGAGCCCGAGAACAACGAACGCAACCACCUUCUGGACCAGUUCAACAUUCUGCCCCGGGUCCUGAAGCUUGCAUCGGGCUUUGUGGUUCCCAUCACCAACGAUAUCAUCAGCUCCUUUGCCUCCGAGUUAGCCCAGCUGCAGUAUCGCGCGCUCGGAUGCCUGAACAACAUCCUCGACAAUGUGCCGGGCCCGUGGUACCAGUCCGAGGCACCCAAGCAAGUCUGGAUAUGGCUUUUUGAUGUUGCCAAUCGCGGCGCACAGCAGAGCGGCCCGAAGCUGGAAGGCUCGGCUCUCGAGCUCGUGGAGGCAUGCGUCUCAGCGAUGUGGGCGCUGCUGCGGGGACUCAAAAAGUCCAAGGCCGAUGCGAAUAUUGUCCCUACGGAAGCCCAUGUCGGUGCUCUGAUCCACACUGCUGGCGGCGACGUCCCAGACUCUCUCAAGAUCAAGUGCAUUGGCGUCCUCAGCAUUCUCGGACGAACGCAGGGCCAGAUCGAGCUCAACAAGACCAUCGGUAUCUUCUUGGGCAACACCAUCGAGUCCUCGUUGUCGCUGGCCGUCGCUGCAGAGUGCCUCGAUGCCAUCUAUGACGUCUACGGCGACAAGGCCUACGACUACGACGGCCCUGUGUUUGUGCAGCUCGGUUUCCUGAACAAGCUCAAGCAGCUUCUACCGGUGCUCAAGGCCAAGGCCAAGGCCCUCGACAAGCGAAAGAGUCGGGAUGUCCGCGGCCGCAUCGACGAGGCUCUGGUGAACCUGCGACACUUUAUUCUGUACAAGGAAAAGGAGCGCAGAUAGCAGAUUGCGCUGCGUGCGACUCUCCAGAGGGGGCGGGCUGGUGAGCGCUUGCCUUGCUCCGUCGAUCCGUCCCUCCGUCCGGGAUUCUAGGAUCCUGUCCGCAAUCAAAUGGACCUCUUGCCUUGAUCUCUGCCUGUCCUUGAUGGAAUAUACACACCGCCUAUCGCCCGCUGUGGUCAAACACAGCACUUGAUCGCUGGUCUGACUGAAUACAUGGUGUUGGGUCGAACCUGUCGUGGCGCAGGCUGGACGACCG